Messenger RNA from Poecilia reticulata (guppy), 5063 nucleotides. RefSeq names its product methyl-CpG binding domain protein 1b (gene mbd1b). Gene Ontology annotation, cellular component: nucleus. NCBI's taxonomy places the organism in Eukaryota, Metazoa, Chordata, Actinopteri, Cyprinodontiformes, Poeciliidae. Gene Ontology annotation, biological process: negative regulation of transcription by RNA polymerase II; DNA methylation-dependent constitutive heterochromatin formation. The record is from RefSeq and is a predicted model, not a curated record. Gene Ontology annotation, molecular function: methyl-CpG binding; zinc ion binding.
CCUCGAGCGCUUCCGUUGGUUGUGCUGGAUGCAUGGUACAGGGCUAACGUAGCCCUGGCUCAUAAACUGAAAGGAACCUACUUGUUGUAACAGAGUGCCAUAAAUUUGGAGAAUAAUAACCGAGAAGGUGUGUCGUUUUUAUCUCUCCAUUUCGGCAAAAAUCUUUAACAGACUGACGACAAAAACCAGCUGUUAACACAUUAGUGGUUGAUGAAUAUCAGCACAGCAAAGCACCACCAAACGGUGCUUACAGCUAGCAGUGGCUAACGUCAUCCCCGCUAUUAGUAAAUGUUUCUAUACUUCUGACGCACCAGUAGUUUUGUGUGACUUCGCUAUAUUGCGCGUUUUUGCCGUAAAUGGGUGACUCGGACAGUGUAGCCGAGAGUCGGCGCAUUUUGUGCGGAACAGAGGCUUGCUUGUUGGUGCGGAUAACGUUGUGCUCGGCGGCUAACAAUAGCUGCAUACCGUUGCAAGCUAAUUAACCGUUAACAAAACCUUGUAGCCUUUCGUUGUGAACAAUUUCUCAUCAAAACACGUGCUGACUUUACGUUAUACUAGAAUACAACCUUCUUCACCCUUAUCUGAAACCACCUCCCCCGUUUUUUUUUGUUUGUUUUUUUUUAACCCAAAACCCUUCAGGCUUGGGGGGGUCACGCGUUAAAAACAGAUCACUCUGAAUGGGAUGCCCGCGCAACUGUAGAAGAAAUUAUCUAUCUGCGGGAAGACUCAUUGGAUUCUCUGCUGCCCGUCCUUGGUGCACAGAUGAGUGAAGAAGCAGCAGGAGAGAGUAAGCACCCUGCCAGUGAGGCAGUGGAGGAGGAGGAGGAGGAGGACAAGGGGGAAGACACCGUAGAGAGUCCCAAAACAGACAAUCCCUCUGAGGAACCACCAGCACCCUCAGAUGACCCCAAAGAGGCAGCCGAGAUAAGCUUGGUCCCCCCAGUAGAGGCCAAAGAGGAGGAGGAGGAAGGUAAGCCUGCUGGCGAGCCUCCAAUGGACUGGUUCGAACCGCUUGAAGAUGAUGAUGAUGAUCCAGAUGAAGAAAGCCUGGCAGGAGAGACCGAGAGCAUAGCAGGCAGCGAGAGAGCCACAAGACAUCUUUAUCAGAUUUACGGGUAUCGACGUAAGCGCGCUCAUCCUGAAGAGGGAUGGGUCGAGUGGCCGGUGCUCGGACAAGGUUGGAAGCGCAAAGAGGUUGUUCGACGCUCAGGCUCCAGCAUCGGCCAGAAGGACGUGUAUUAUCUAAGUCCACGGGGUGAUCGAGUGAGGAGCAGAGUAGAAUUAGCUACGGUGCUCCAGGGAACCGACUUGACCCAGUUUGAAUACAAGAGCGGCAAGUUCGUGGAAGGGGAAAUCCCACCAGUGAGAGGUCGACCCAGAACGAAGAAACGCUAUCGGGACCGGUCCUCCUCAGAGUCCAGCUGGAUGGACAGAGGAGAUGGGGCAGAGACUCCAGACUCCCACCACCGGCUGACCCCGAACAUCACGCCCAGGAACCUCCACAGCAACCAGACGAGCGUCUCGCUGAACAGCUCGACAGGGGAGUCGAAGCAGAGCCCCAACUCCGAGGAAAAGCAGUCGGAGGAAAAAAUCCGGCUCCCUUUCCCCUCGUCGUCUCGUCCCCUCUCGUUGCCUUCGAUCAAGGGAGAAUUUGGAUCGGAAGAGAGCACCCUGAUCUGUGCAAAGUGUGGUAUUUCGUUUACAGGUACAUGGUAUGACAAACAAAGAAAGCGGCCAUGCUGUCCCUCCUGCUGGGCAACGUCAAAGUCGAUAGAGCACCCGCUGAUCCGCUUCAGGAAGUGGAUUCCCUGUGGACAGUGCGUGGGAUGUCACAAUGCCAUUGACUGCGGUCAGUGUGCAAACUGCAAGCAUGGACUGCAGAGCCCCGAAGCCAGAAAACGCCUGUGUCGAAAACGCAGGUGCAUAUGUCCGAUACGCAAGCAAAGCCCAGGAAGCGUAAAUGUAACUUACAAGAGAUCUUUUGUUGACCCUGUUGACACGUAUGAAGAUAGUAAUGAUGUCACAGAGUCACAGCAUCCAAGUCUCAAAAGCAGCGACACGGAGAACUUCUCGGCGAACGUGGACCUCGACGAUGACGACAUGUCGACAGACGACGACGAUGACUGGCAUAAAAAGCGGAAGCGACGUUCCUGUGGCGAGUGUAAGGCCUGUCUGUGCAGGAAAGACUGCGGCGUGUGCGAUUUCUGCAUAGAUAAACCCAAAUUUGGAGGCAGCAACAAGAAAAGGCAGAAGUGUCGUCUACGGCAGUGUCAAAGGCAAGCGAUGAGACAUUUGCUGCCCUUCCAGAUGGCAGGAGCUGAGUUGGGGCUGGAUGCCCCUCUGCUGCCCGGCAGGCCCAGACCUCACUACACGUACAGCCGCAAGUCCAGCUUAAAGAGAAGCCAAGACCAGCAGGCUGACAUGGACUACACCGACGACGAUGAUGACGACGACGAGGACAGCAAUCCACAACCGCUGAAUCAUUCCGAUUUUGGGGUGCGGAACGGCGUGCCGGAUCGAUUCCCUCACAUCAGCAAUCAUAACUACUCCCAACCAGACCAUCAAAGUCAGUGGGAUACAGAGAAAUCGCACACAGGCAGAAAUGCCCCAAAGCACAUGGAAGAUGACGAGGACGAGUUCCCCAUGAUCACACAGAUCUUCAGCCUGGCUGAGAAUCCGGUGGAGAGCGGCGUGGACCUGGAAAACCAGCUGAUGAAGCUGCUCCACUCGCUCCGCUCCUCCGUGCUGCCCAUCCUCUGGUACGCCAUCAUGGUGGAGGGCCCGCAGCUGCAGCUCAUCCAGUGCUCCAAGCAGUCCAACAUGGCCGACACCAUAGUGCUGAUCGACCCGGGCUUCUGCUACCAGGUCACCGUCCAGAAGCAGCCGCUGCUGCCCAUCCACCCGCUCUACGACAUCCACCCGUCGCGGCUCGGCACGGCCACCGACGUGGUCAGUCUGCUGCUGUCUCUGGAGCGGUAUGUCGUGUGCCAGGGACUCCCCACCAAGCAGUUGCUGUUUGACAAAGGGCCGAUCGUCCUGGAGCGGGCAGCCACGUGCGACUUCCUGAUCAAGAAGAACGAGCGGAUCUGCGCGUGCUGCAAAGCACUACAAGAACUUCAAAUCCAUCACAGAGAGUGAAAAAACACAGUUGGAUGGAAGCAGUGACUUCUUCUUCUUUUUUUUUGUUUUUUUCUAUUUUGUGCCAUUUUCUUUUUCUUUUUUUUCACUAUAUUGUACAGUUGAGAGACAAUUUGACAGACUUACCUCUGGACUGUGAUAGUAUGUUUUACCUUUUUGAAAAUCACCAAAGGAAUUCCAGGAGCUGUAUGAGUGUGUGUAUAUAUAUGUACAUUUUUUUUCACAUUUUUAUCACACUGGUGUUCUCUUCUUUUUUUUUUUUCUAAACAACUGUCUGUGUGGCUGUGUGUUUUGGCAGUGUGUGGGAUUGUGUAUUUUAAUUUCCCAUGGUGCAUUUGUCUCUUACUUGAAAAAAAUGGCCCCUCUUCUACUACUGCUACUACUACAUAUUUGAAUAGCCAGUCCUCAGACAAAUUGAUACUUUAGGCAGUUUUUCUCGCUGGCAACUUUGGUCUCCGUGCUUGUUUCCGUGCUACACCAGUGUUUAAGAAUAAUGGAGUUAAACAGCGGUUGGAUUCUGAUUGGAAAAAAAUGUAAUUUGCAAAUUGGACAGUUUGUAACUCUAGUUUGCCAGUCUAACGUCAUGUUACCAUCUCGCUCUAAUUUCUGUUUCGUACCCUCUUACUUACCGUUGAUUGAUUGCAUUUUAGAGUAGUAUCUUCUUUAUUUUAGAGGCAAGUAAACAUGAUAUCAUGAUAUCAUGCAGAUAUUAUUUGCAGUAGUCCCAUAAAUAACGUUGUUGUGGAUCACAUAAAUUUACUUUGUAUCCUUUGCUGUAACAAAGAAUACAAAUGGAGACAUUCUUGGUAGGAAACGACCAGCCCGCUUCCUUUGUCAUGUAGCAGUUUUUUUUUUCUUUCUCUCUCUUUCCAAUCCUUUUAUUUUCAAGAAACCGUUUGCUUAUUGUUGGGUUUGUCUUUUGAAAUGUCUCCAGCACACUUUCCCUUGACGUAUGCCAUUGCAAAACAGCCUGCGCGAGUUCGGCCGUCGGGAGAAAGAAACUUGCAAGUUCGUCAAGUAAGAAUGUGUUUUAAAAAAAACCGGUAGCAGUUUGGCAGUGAGUGAGUUGCUCCUGAAAGAAACAAAACACUACCUCUCCAUGUUAUUAUCUCGUCCGGUCACUUCCUGACCCGAAAACAGAGUGGGACUUUUUUUUUUUUCUUAAGAAAACAGUUGUCACAUUUAAGCUGAAAGAUGUGCAACUUAAAUGGUGUGGUGAAAACCCAUGAAAGAUUAUAAUUUGGAGGGGCUCUGGCAGAUGUUUUUUGCACAAAGGGUAGCAUAACGUCAAGUUGAGGAUAUUUGUAUGUAAUUGUUCUGAGGGCCUGUUUACUGUGUGUGUGUGCGUGCGUGAAUACUCCAAAGUGAUGUCCUUAAAUGAAGGUGCUGUUGGAGUCCAGUCAUCAGGCAGAUGAUCCCGUUCAAAAACCUUGAUGAAGCUGAAUUCUUUAGACACUUUUUCCCUCAUUUGCAACCAUGGCUAAUAAAAAUAUUUUAAAUUAUUUAAUAGAGUUUAAAACAAUCUGAUCUUUUUUUUUUUCAGUUUUUUUUCUGCUGCCCCUGCCGUCUGCUUUGGGAUGUUUGUGGAAAAACUCAGUGACUUUUUUGACAAUGUGAAACUUUAUGCAUUUUCAACAUAUGUAUUUUGGUUAUCAUGUUUUCUUCAAUUACUUUGUGUAUAUUUGAUACUUUAAAAUUCUAUUGUAAUUUAGUCAUCGGAGGAAAUCAUAUUGGAAGAGUUGGAUCAAAGACUUUUAAAUCAGUACGCAAAAUUUAGUUGUUGGUUUUUCUACGGAUCAUGUGUUCUGAUCAUGAGAGCGAGGAACUUAUUGUGCUCAAUUUGGAUUAAUUAUUGUAUUUGGAGACAGAAAAUGUUUUUUUUUUGUUAUUAAUAAAAGAAUUAAAUUGUGACUUUGCUUUCUGUA